AUGCUCAUAACACACUAUGAUCUAUAUAUUGGCAUUGGCAUUGGUGCUGUAUCAGUUAUUAUCAUAAUUCUUAUUGCAACAAUCAUUUUUUGUAAAUGUUGCGUGCCUUCGUCAAGUCAUCGUUAUUUCGGUCGACCUGUAAGUCAUUAUGCGGCUAUUAAUAAUAUCGAUGCGAAAACAUAUUUCAAACCUCCACAACAUCUCAUUUAUGCGCCUAUUGUUCAUCGUAUUCCACAACCACCAGUUAUUACUCAAGAAAUUUCUUCAACUCAAUCAGGUCGAACAUCAGUUGCAUCAGGCGGUCGCCUAUCAAUUUUAUCAGAAAAAUUAUCUCGUCUAUCAAUAAGUUCAAAUCAAUCGUGUCGCCCAUCUGUGGCAUCAGAUAGUGUACUUUUACAAAAGAAAUGUGACAAUGGCCGUCUUUCGCAUUCCUAUGAUGAUUCUAAUACAGAAGCGGUUACAGCACAUUAUUUAGGCAGACGAACAUCUAAAGCACCGCGUUUAUCAAUAGCUGCCGUUGAGGCACAUGCAGUCGGCCAGAGUUCAUCACCAGGUGGAGCUAAUUCAAAAAAUAUUCGAUUUCAAUUAUUUCCUCGUACAUCAGAUAUUGUUGAACAAUCGAUUUCAUGUGUUGAUCCAUCAUCCACGACGGCAUCACAGCCAACAUCACAGCUAUCAUCACCAUCACCACCACCGCCACCACAAUCAGCAAUAACAACAGCAACAAAUAUUACCGAAGAACAAGUAUUAUCAACGAAACGACAAUUAACAAAAGCAAAUUCAUCGCAAACUGGAAAUACAGGUCGUCGUCAAUCAUUACUUCGAUCACCAUCAUCUAAGUAUACCAUACCAAAAUUCCCUAUCGUUGGAAAACAAUUAGGCAAUGUUACACGAGGUUCUACUGCUUUACCAGAACAAGGACUUCUCUCGCCUCCUGCUCUUCCCCAAACAUCAUCUCUUUUUAUUCCUAAUAAGACAUUACGUGGUGCAUUAGGCGCUAUUAUGCCUGAUCUAUACUUUGUUGGCGCGGGAUGUGGUAGAAAUAGCACUUGCAGCAUUACGGGUGCCAAUAUUGGCACUGUAUUUAAUGAACGAACAAAUGAAGAAUUAUCCACUGUAGAUGAAAGCAUACAUCGAUUACAUAUUCGAAUUAUGUAUGAUGAUCAUCGAAAUGAUCUCAUUGUCAAUUUGAUUGAAGCUCAAUGUUUACCAUUUGAAUGUGUAGAAUAUGCUAAUCCUUAUGUAAAAAUUCAUCUUCGACCUCCAGUCGAUCAAAAAUUACGGCAAACAUCCGUAAAACCACAAACAAUAAAUCCUGUUUGGAAUGAAUAUUUUAAAUUCGGUGUUGCCAAUGAAACAUUAUAUAGAACAACAAAGACUUUAUAUUUUUAUAUCUAUAGUUAUGCUCAUUCAAGUCGACCUGAAUGUGUUGGUGAAACACAAAUACGUUUAACACCACAGACAAUUCAUGGUCGAGAUCUAUGGUGUACUAUUAAUAAACAACGAGCAGAAGAUGAAUAUCUCGGUGAAUUAUUAGUGUCAUUAACAUAUUUAGCACAAGCCGAACGGCUUAAUGUUGGGAUAAUUGAAGCACGUAAUUUGAAGGCUCUUUCAAUGCAUCUUGAAGCUGAUCCAGUGGUUCGUUUAACAUUGCAAUUAGGCCCAACUGAUAAAGUGAAGAGGAAGAAAACAAGUGUCAAACGUAAUACAUUGAGCCCAAAAUGGAAUGAAGAAUUGUCUUUUAACAUUCCUGGUGUCUCAUUAGCUGAAUCAUAUCUGGAAAUAGGCGUUUAUCAUCAUGAUCUUAUUGCGCCAGAUGAACCAUUAGGAUUUUUACGUUUUGAAAAUACAACACCCAUUAGUAAUGCUAAUAUUGCACAACAUAGUGAAAUAAUUCAUUGGACUGAAGUUAUCAAUGGUGGACAACGAGCUGCUUGUUGGCAUCUAUUAAGAAAAGCUGCAAGAAUCGUGCCACCACCACCACCAACGCCAUCAUCAGUAGUGCCUUCUCCUAGUCAUACUAAUACUAAUACUAAUACUAAUAAUACUAAAAGCGCACAGCCAUUAUUACAAUCUAAAAAUGUUACAAAUAUCACUAAAUAA
Messenger RNA from Rotaria socialis, 2103 nucleotides. The record is from the annotation of a GenBank genome assembly. NCBI's taxonomy places the organism in Eukaryota, Metazoa, Rotifera, Eurotatoria, Philodinida, Philodinidae.